Trypanosoma cruzi is the source of this 831-nucleotide messenger RNA. RefSeq lists its product as uncharacterized. The transcript has a single exon. The record is from RefSeq and is a predicted model, not a curated record. Lineage: Eukaryota; Euglenozoa; Kinetoplastea; Trypanosomatida; Trypanosomatidae. The coding region runs from base 1 to 831 and encodes 276 amino acids.
AUGCAUAUGUGCUGGCUGCACAUCAACGCACAUGUAACUCAAUCUACUGCGGGCGGAUGCGCGUCUGUGCGAGCCGCUCCCUUCUUUGUGUUGUUUGAAAGGCCCCUUCUUUUUUUCCCUUGUUUCUUUGUUUGUCUCCACACUUGUCAUGGCAAAAGCAGGAGGGAAGAAAUGUCGCUUCACUGUUUCUUCGGUGUGGCUAUGCGGCCUGACGGUGUGCCGGUGACUCCACCCAUGCCGCCGAAUAGUUCACUGGUGCUCUCACACUGUGCGCUGACAUCUACCACCACAGGGCCCGUCACGCUGUACGUGCAGAGCCACGAUCAACCCCAUCGCUUUGCCGUUUGCACUCUGUCGCCAAAACACGACAUCUACUACGUUCCGCUGCAGCUUGUCUUCACGCAGAAGGUGUCAUUUAUUUUAGUGGCGGCGGGGGAGAAGCGCCCAGAUGACGGCAGCAAGCAGAAGGUCAGGAAAGAUGGCAAGAAUAGGAAUGGCAAGAAUGCGCACGACACACCGACGUCGCCGGAAAAUGUGGUGCAUCUGACGGGGUACUUUGAGAGUGACGAGGGCCAUCUCGCUAUGGCGAGUGACAACGACGACGAGGACGAUGAGGAUGAUUUGUCUGAUUCCGAAGGUUGUGAUGGCGAUGUGAAGCGUGGGGCAGAGGCACGCGGUGCCUCUGGACGCAAAAACGGGAAAUUAGGGGGCGAGGGGCAAAAAGCUCCACGAAACAGGAGGAACACGUCGAAGACGACAAGCCUCGGCGGGGAGGGAAAUAAAGCUGGAAACAAUCAUGCGGGUACACGCAAGAAGAGAAGGAGGGGGUAA